Messenger RNA from Liolophura sinensis, 1688 nucleotides. Its product is annotated as CYFIP-related Rac1 interactor B-like. The record is from RefSeq and is a predicted model, not a curated record. Lineage: Eukaryota; Metazoa; Mollusca; Polyplacophora; Chitonida; Chitonidae. Gene Ontology annotation, molecular function: small GTPase binding. Gene Ontology annotation, biological process: regulation of actin filament polymerization.
AUGCCGUGCUUAUGGUAAUGUUAUGGCAAAGCUUGUGACAGGGGACUGGUAAACAAACAAACAAAGACAUGCCAACACAAUACCUAUCGGAUUCAGUGGUCAAGUUUACUGACAGAUUGAAAUCAUAUCUUUGCAGGAGAGGAUUUCAGCACCCUGAACAGACUGGCAGUGGGAUGGGGAACCUACUCAAGGUGUUGACCAAAGAUGAUUCCCCUAACAAAAAUGUGGAUAUAUUUGUAGAUUUUGAAAAUGCCCAGCCAACGGAGGCGGAGUUACCAGUAUAUACCAGGGUUCAGGAGGUGUUACAGCAUGCGGCUGAUAUACAGACGCAGAUGCGACAGUACAAGGGAGCAGGCAAUGAAAUCAGAGAGGCGAUCUCAAACCCAAGGGACGAAUGUCAGCAAGACAAAGCCUGGGAUGCAGUAUUACCUCUGGUGUCCAAGUUAAAGCAUUAUUACGAGUUUUCCAUGCAAAUAGAGAAGAUAGUUCCUAUUCUGUUAAAUGAGCUGUGUUCCAAUGACCUUACCCCCAGACAACAUCUGGAGACCCAGCAGGCGCUCUUUAAACAGUUCGCUGAAAUCCUUGAUUUUGUUCUAAAGUUUGAUGACUGGAAGAUGACCAACCCUGCCAUACAGAAUGAGUUCAGCUACUACCGACGUACUCUCAGCAGGAGGCAUAUGGCAAAUGAGGAUGAACCAAGAAAUUGUACCGAAGUAACAAAUGAAAUGGCCAACCGAAUGUCUUUAUUCUAUGCCAAUCCUACUCCAAUGUUGAAGGCUCUUAGCGACACAACCACAAACUUUGUAUCUCAACAUAAAGAUUUGCCAAUAGAAAAUACAACAGAUUGUUUAAGUACAAUGGCAGACAUUUGCCGAACAAUGAUAGAAAAUCCAAAUUACUGCUCAAGGUUUAAGACUGAAGAGACAAAGUUGUUUUGUCUACGAGUCAUGGUCGGUGUGAUUAUAUUAUUUGACCAUGUUCACCCUGUUGGGGCUUUCACAAAACAGUCUGGCAUUGAUAUGAAAAGUUCGGUUAAACUACUGAAAGAGCAACAACCAGGCCGUGUGGAGGGAUUAAUGAAUGCUUUGAGGUAUACGACUAAACACUUACAUGAUGAGACAACUCCCAAAGCUGUGAAGACUCUACUGGGGUGAGCUGUCAAUCAUCGCAACUGACCAAUAGGGUGUGCCCACAGAAUGGGCUGGAUGUCUAUGUCAGAGGUUUUGACAUGUUGUCGAUUCUUAGAUUGUGACAUUAAAACGAGUGUAUGAAUCAGCUUAAUGUGCCUGGACAUUAAUUUUACUUAUAAAAGAGACAGUAUUUGAGGUACUUUUUUUGGCAAAAAAUUUUACAGGUACCCCAUUGAAUAAUAUUGCUUCUAGUUUUAUGUGGCUUCUAAUACUCUUAGAGAGUUUCAGCAGGUAUCUGUUUAGGCUGUUGUUUUGGUUCAAAUGACAAUGUUAAAUGCUGCUGAUGGUAUAUAUGUCAUAUAAGUAAAAUAUCUCACAAACAUUGAAGAGGAUGGAGAGGAUUAAGGUUUGAUUGAAACACCUAAGAGCAGUCCCAGGCACGUUGAUUAGAUUGGGUUAGAGUCGUGGAAUGCAGACAACAGUUUAUAGAGACAUACCGUACACACAAGCCAUUUUUGCUCACAUCAUCUUGGGACAUGUCCAGUGCUAUUCACAUGC